Molecule: messenger RNA, 1485 nt
Organism: Mollisia scopiformis
Lineage: Eukaryota; Fungi; Ascomycota; Leotiomycetes; Helotiales; Mollisiaceae
Product: UPF0261 domain-containing protein
Exons: 1
Coding region: 141-1427 (428 amino acids)
Source: RefSeq, a predicted model, not a curated record
AGAGAAAGAGUUGGGACAUUGAAAACUUAGCAUCUCACAAUUGCGCUAGCACAAGCGAUCGUCCUGAUUCUUGAGAGACCUGAAGCUAAACACAAGGAAGGAGAAGUGGCGCAGCACUCACACUAUCUGCUCUGAAAGCUAUGCCUCAUAUCGUUCUAAUUGGUACUCUUGAUACCAAGCUCCAAGAAUUUCUGUACCUACACCAACAACUGAACGACCUCUCCACAUCCACCUCGUCACCUCUCAAGGUCACUCUCAUAGAUUGUGGUCGCACAAACAUUCAACAUGAAGCCAUCUCCAUUUCGCAACAAGCCCUAAUCGCCGAGUAUGGAGGAUCAGAACUCAAAGAUACCAUGAAAUUACCGCGUGGGGAAGUCAUCCAGUACAUGACUCAGUGCUGUACCGCCUGCUUGAAAACACUUCUCAAAGAUGAUCAAAUCCACGGAAUCCUAGGCGCAGGAGGUUCUGGUGGCACGAGUUUAGUGUCAGCAGUGAUGAGGGAUGCUGCACCUUUUGGGCUACCGAAACUCAUUGUUAGCACUGUUGCAUCGGGCGAUACCAGUCUAUUCGUGGGCGAAACAGACAUCACGAUGAUGAACUCUGUCGUUGAUAUUGCUGGGACAAACGAGCUACUUCUUAACGUCCUGAGCAAUGCUGCUGGGGCAAUGGUUGGAAUGAGCGCUGCAUACGAGCGAACCCUCGAACGAAGGAGCAAGGAAACUGCUCAGCAGGUGGAGCGUGUUACACGCAUCGGGAUCACGAUGUUUGGUGUGACCACUCCGUGCGUCAAUUACAUCACACAGUAUCUCACCAAGAAUUAUCCAGUCGAGACAUACGUUUUCCAUGCAACUGGACAUGGCGGAAAGGCAAUGGAACGGCUCGUCGAAGAGGGACGGCUUGAUGCAGUGCUCGAUCUUACGACUACUGAGAUCUGCGAUCACUUAUUUGGUGGAAAUAUGAGCGCUGGCCCAAAUCGACUGGAAGCUGCACUUUCGGCUGGCAUUCCGAACAUUAUCUCACUUGGUGCGACUGAUAUGGUUAAUUUCGGAGCAAGAAAGGCGGUCCCGGCUGAGUACCUGAAUCGACUUCUUUUGGAACACAAUCCAACUGUGACUUUGAUGAGAACAACCAAGGAAGAAUGUGACGCAAUUGGGAAAUUCAUGGUAGAGAAGAUCAAGGGGUUUGCGAAGGAUCAAGACAUGAUAGAAGUUUGGAUUCCGAAAGGAGCCAGUGUUGUCUCAACACCAGGAGAGAUAUUCGCCGAUGAAGAAGCAGACGCUGCUCUUGCUGAAGCAAUCAAAAAGGGGUUGGAAGGUACCAAGAUCAAAAUUGUGCAGGAUACCAGGCAUAUCAAUGAGGAAAGCUUUGCGAGUGAUAUUGCAGAGAGCUUGAUGAAAAUUGUUUCGAGAAAGAAGGAUGGAGUUUAGCUUGUAGUAAUCAUUGAACUCAACGACGAUUUUCCAGCAGUAAAUACAAAUCAAUGCG